Molecule: messenger RNA, 2601 nt
Organism: Scedosporium apiospermum
Lineage: Eukaryota; Fungi; Ascomycota; Sordariomycetes; Microascales; Microascaceae
Exons: 2
Coding region: 1-2601 (866 amino acids)
Biological process (GO): peroxisome inheritance
Cellular component (GO): extrinsic component of intraperoxisomal membrane
Source: RefSeq, a predicted model, not a curated record
AUGGAGUCCUCCACCGCACAGUUUGCUUCUCCACGCCGUGUCUUCACGGCACCUCUCCCCUCUACACGACCAUCCUCAUCCUCAUCGUCCACCUCAUCAACAGGCCCAUCCGGAAGUGUUGAGACUCUCUACAAUCACCCCAACGCCAAGAUCAUUGCUUUUACAGCCACCGCUCGUACCGUGCCGAGAAGUCCGACGAAGAACGGCGGCUCGCCCACAGAUGAGGACCAAGGAACGCUCUCAUGGUCUUCACAGUUGGAGAGGACGAUAGCAGUCGGAACCUUCCGAAUAUACCGUGCGCCUGGAUCCGUUGCGUUUCUCAACUGUGGCUCUGCUUUGCAACCCAUACUACCUAAAAGCCAAUGCUGGUGUAUUGAAGAAGACUCGAGCAAAUUCGUACUCCAGAUCCGAAAACCCCAGUACUGGCGAAUCGAACUUCCUGUCACGGAUAUCGAAGAUAGGGAACGGGCCUUUUUACUGCGAGAUAUUUUUGAUCAGAUCCUGCUCUUUGAGAAAACGCGGUGCCCUUUCAAACGCUCGUUUACGGUGCAGCUACCCGAGCCUCCUCAGACUCCGAUUAAAAAGAAGCCAUGGACGCCGGCUAGGAGGUCUUUUGUGCCAAUCCGAGCACCCGAGUCGCCUGAGACGCCACCAACGCCCAUAGUCGUCAGGUCGUUGACGAGACCAGCAUUCUACGAGCCUAAGCCGACAACUUCCUCGACACCACCGCAGAUGCAGACGCCGACGAAAAGUUCGAGGUUAAAAGACGUAGACUCAGCCACAGAAAGCAAGCCUCCUACAAUCCCUGAGAUUGCGGACGUGAGGCCGGAAACAACCGGAGAACAAACAGAGCCAUCGGCGAAUGGUCGGGAAGUGAGGUAUGCUGGAGGACCUGAUCAAGACCUAGACCAGCCCGGGGAAGCGAGUCAAUCGGACGCGCCUGGGACCACUCCCGAGACAGAGAGAGAAGCUGAACCAGCCCCCGGACCACUUAAGGAAACAACUCAGGUCGAGACACCAGUCAAGGUGAAACAAGUAGUCUCAGUUAUCGAGGAACGUAUCGCCGAGGAACCGGUACCGCCUAGAUUUGAAAUCAACAAUGUUACGACGCCGGAACCGAAGCCAGAAGAGCCGCGGUGGCGGCAACCCAGCACGCCAACGCCACACGCGAAAACAAACUUUGUUCAUACAACGUCAGCAGCGGAUCUUCGGACAACCACCAUAAAGAUGGGGGCAUUAACACCAACUACCCCCGUCACAGCUAUCCCCAGGUUCGAAUCGAGGGCCAUCGAACCCGUUUCAUCCUACGGAUCAUACGGAUUUUCAACUUCGUCAUGUACGCUAGGGUCAAAUGCAGAAGAAGCCGAAGAUGUCGAGGAAGAAGUUGCGACUUAUGCGGACAUCACUAUACGCGAAGAAGAGGCCGAGAGUACAACCGAAGUAGAGCCAACCGCCGCCCAUGAAGUCGCGUUUGAUGAAGUCCACGAAGGUUCCGGCCAAGGCAGCAACAUCCUAAUGAAACGGAAGCUAAGGCGAUACGGCGGCUUCUCUUCUUCUCGGUCCACGAUGACCCCACCACACCUCACCUUGAUCACUUCUUCAUCUUCUAGAUCCGUACAAAAGACGACGGAGACAGUAGCAGAUACCCAACAGCCCGAACCAUGCCAGGACCCGUCAGAAACGUCGGGGACUGUAUCGCCGACGGAAUCGGCAGACUCCUUUCAUAGCGUGCGGGCGUGGCAGUCUCCCAUAUCUCCGCCGGUCAUAUCACUUCCCGACACGGAGCAUAGCGAACCGCAAAUGUUCCCUUACCCACACGACAACAUUGUCAUGCCUAAUCAAGUAACCCACCAGAGAGAUGUCUCGGAUUCAACGGUGACACCAGACACACGGUACACGUGGGACGCCAUGUCGACGACUUCAUCCAGCGCAACAUCACAGCUAAGUGCGAUAACGGCACCGGAUACGUACCUAGAUACUAUCGAAGAAUGCGGCAAGUCGAACGUGUCAGAGGAUGGGGCAUGCUUCACGACGGCGAGGAAAAAGGACAGGUCGGCACUUCGGCACCGAUCAACGGCUAGCAUAUCGACGAAUAGGGUACUGUCGCCACUCCCGGCGGCAGCAGCCUUGUUCUCACCGCCCCAGUCGAUAGGACUGGCCAUGGUCGGCCCAACGCGACAACAACAGCAGCACCAGCAGAAGAGCAGCCGUUCCGGCACGCGCAUCGACGUACUCCGCCGGAUGCCGCUUGCCAUCGUGGCGAAGACGUGCGACGUGCUCCUCGGGCCGCCGGCGUAUCUCGUCACGCUAAUGCUCAAGGUGGCAUCGAAGAUCGCCGCGGGCGAGUGGCGCGGGAUGGUCUUCGGGUUCGGCGAGCGCGGCGAGAAGAUCCCGGUGCAGUGGGACUACUCCGACGGCGACGGCGAUCUGGACUGGGACAGCGAUGAGGACGCCGACUUUGCCCCGCCGCCGUCGGCAGGGGAGGAAGAGGAACAAACGCGAGAGGUGGGAAGCAGUGAGGAUGAUGAUGAUGACAACAGGAAGGAUGGGCGGAAUACCAGCGACGAGGACGACACGGGCCGGACGUGGGGAGUUGAUUAG